AUGAUGCUCAAAUAUCUCACCAAGCCUACGAGGAAGAAUAUUUCCGACGCUCUUCUCAUCUUGGGUGUAAUUGGCAGUGUUAUUUCAGUCAUUUUGGCGUCUAUUGUGUUUAUUGCCGGCACCACCAUUAUUCGUGGUGAUCCUGAUCAUCUUCUAUGGAAGCCAUUAGCCUUGGUCUCGUUUGAAGGCAUUAUUCCCAACAAUGAUACCUCUCAUUUCUUGGUGCACCUAAACUGGUUCGCCAGUUCCUUCGGAUGGGAACAUCCCACAGCCCCCAAGGGUAUUCCAAAAGUUGGAAUCACAUCCUCGGGACUACGAUAUCACUCAAAUAUCGUCAAUGAUCUUAACCAGAUUGCCACAGAGCUUCGACUACCAGAAGACACCUUCAACUGCCCCAAACCGGGCCCGUAUGAAGAUCCAUGUGGCAACAUCUUCUUUGAAGCUUGGCGAAGCUACAUGGCCAGUGGUGGGCUUCCGAUCAGCAGCUGGAUCGUCUGGAUCAAUAUCUAUAUCGCUCUGGUAUUCAGUAUCAUGGACAUUCUGCGAGAGUGGGUUAUUCCCAACAGACCUCACUGGAUGAAGUGUCGCUGCAUCAUCGGCAAGCGAUGGUGUCCUCUCCCCAAAGGCAGCAAGGAGGAAAUCGAGCAAUUCGACGACUACGUCUGGGACAAGGUCCGGCUCACCUACUGGGCCAUUUCGGCUGCUUACUUUGGCAUCGCUGCCGGCCACACAUGUAUCAACUCAGUUUUCUUUGUUCGUUACCUGGGGUAUUUCGAGGAGCGUUUGCCAGAUGGAAUCAGCAUGCACGGGAGACGACGCCUGGCUUCCGAGAUCUUGCUCUGGGUGGCUUUUGGCAUCAAGACCUUCGGUGCGUUGUGCAUGGCUGUGAGGUGGAAGCUGAGCAGAAGGCCAAAGGGCUGGCUGGAUGGCCAGAGUCUCGGUCGCCUUGAGAGGACCAAGCCAAAUGGUGCAGAUGGAGGAAAAUACACAGAUUAG
Messenger RNA from Fusarium mangiferae, 996 nucleotides. RefSeq lists its product as uncharacterized. Lineage: Eukaryota; Fungi; Ascomycota; Sordariomycetes; Hypocreales; Nectriaceae. The transcript is spliced from 2 exons. Bases 1 to 996 code for a protein of 331 amino acids. The record is from RefSeq and is a predicted model, not a curated record.